AUGUGUCCCGACAGGAGCAGGAACCAGAAUACACCAUGCAAGUAUCCAGGAUGCGAGAACACCGUCUGGAAGGACCCGGACGGUUCGUAUUCGUCGUACUGUGGACUGACUCAUCGCGAUGCGAUGGCGCAGAUCACGAACAAGGACAUCCCCAACUGCAAGAGCUGCAAUGUUCGGCCAGUCUACGUAGAGAACGGGCGUAAGCACGACUUCUGCGGUCUUCGGUGUGCCAGGUCUUAUGGCAAUGGCGGACGACGCCGUUCGAAUUCCUUGACCAGAGUGCCUGCCGUCUUACCGACCAACAAUGGCCGAUGCCAGAUCCCUGGGUGUGUCAAGCCGGCCUUCAAAAAUCCAGAUCAGACAUUCAGCCAGUAUUGUUCUAACGGACAUCGGUCGAUGGCGGUCACCAAAUGUUUCGCCGAAGCUUGUCUGCUCUGUGAUAAAUACCCUAAAUCGGUACUGAAUGGAAAAUUGUCCGAUUUCUGCUCGAGGAAGUGUGGACAAGAUGCAGUGGCUGAUGCUCCGCGGAUUUUGCAUGUUCCAAGUGCUCACAAGAUUUACAAUGAGGUCGAGAAGCAAUUCCUUGAUGGGUGGAAGCAUCCGACUUCGACGAAGCCAACCAUCAUGAAGAUUUACCGCAUCUACAGCGAUAAGGAUCACAAUGAACAUUUCUGUCGGUAUAGAUUGUCGGUAGAGCGCAAACGUGGAUUAGACGACGGCAACAGCAAGCGGCGCUGGCAUGGAACGGUUCGUACCUGCCAAUUGGGAGACAACGAGAACUUGAACCUGCGUAUGUGCAACGACGACGAGUGUUCGCUGUGCUGCAUCAUUCGAUCGUCGUUCCGGCUCGCGAAGUUCGGCGCCAAAACCAACUUCGGUCGCUUUGGAGAAGGCAUCUACACUUCCGCCACGUCCUCCAAGGCGAACGAUUAUAAUGACGAGCUAGGAGGUUCGCCUUACAGGACUAUGCUCCUCAAUGACGUAGUUAUUGGUAAGACAAUCAAGUUGAUGCAGGAUAACGAAGAUCUCAAGGCGCCGCCUGGCGACCACGACUCUGUGACUGGCGAGCCUGGAGGAUCCUUGAACUAUGAUGAGUGUAUUGUGUACAAGAACGAAGCCAUACGUCCCCUUUUCCUUCUCAUUUAUCGAAUGAAUUAGGGCGGAAAUGCUAAAGCGCCCUUCUUUACGGAAUCGAGGAAGUACAGGGUUUGAUGGGAUGUAUUGGAUAUGGAUAUUGCUAUUGCUACGGAGGACGACACGGGCUUGAUGCAGAUCCGCUACAAUCGCUAGGAAGAGCUCAAUAGUAUGUAUGGUCCAUGUAUGUGGUACAUAAAAUGUAGUAGAG
Laetiporus sulphureus 93-53 is the source of this 1345-nucleotide messenger RNA. RefSeq names its product ADP-ribosylation. The transcript is spliced from 15 exons. The coding region runs from base 1 to 1158 and encodes 385 amino acids. Gene Ontology annotation, molecular function: NAD+ poly-ADP-ribosyltransferase activity. The record is from RefSeq and is a predicted model, not a curated record. Lineage: Eukaryota; Fungi; Basidiomycota; Agaricomycetes; Polyporales; Laetiporaceae.